UAUAUCUUCAGGAUGGUCCACCUAGCAGAUGGUUCUGGGCAGACAGAGGUUUUUUCUCAAUGUGUAACACACUGCAGUUUUCCACAAUGGUGGCAUCAAGCCUUUUAUAACUUCUUCACCUUCAGCUGCCUCUUCAUUAUCCCUCUUCUCAUCAUGCUGAUGUGCAAUGCAAAAAUCAUCUUCACUCUGACACAGGUCCUACAUCAGGAUCCCCGCAAACUACAGCUGAAUCAAUCCAAGAACAACAUUCCAAGAGCCCGGCUGAGGACCUUAAAGAUGACAGUUGCAUUUGCCACUUCAUUUAUUGUCUGUUGGACUCCCUACUAUGUCUUAGGAAUUUGGUAUUGGUUUGAUCCUGAGAUGUUAAACAGAGUGUCAGAACCAGUAAAUCACUUCUUCUUUCUCUUUGCCUUUUUAAACCCAUGCUUUGAUCCACUUAUAUAUGGAUAUUUCUCCCUGUAACUGAUAGACUACACAAAAGUAAUGAAAAGAAAGGCAAGGUAAUAAAUUUCCCCCAUUUGAGAAUGAUAAACACAAAGGUUAUAACAUAUUUACACAUAAAUAAAUCAGGAUUUAAGCUUAAGUUAUCUUUAUUCUUUUAGAAAUCACAUUGUCAGAGUUGCAGUUAAAAGGAAAAACAGAACUUCAGGAAAUAUACUGAGAUUUGUCUUUUAAUCAUAAGAUUCUAAAUUAAUCUCUGCCCUUUCUUACCUCCUAUCGCACAU
Molecule: messenger RNA, 725 nt
Organism: Castor canadensis (American beaver)
Lineage: Eukaryota; Metazoa; Chordata; Mammalia; Rodentia; Castoridae
Source: RefSeq, a predicted model, not a curated record